Erpetoichthys calabaricus (reedfish) is the source of this 2484-nucleotide messenger RNA. RefSeq names its product extracellular calcium-sensing receptor-like. Gene Ontology annotation, molecular function: G protein-coupled receptor activity. The transcript has 6 exons. Gene Ontology annotation, biological process: G protein-coupled receptor signaling pathway. The record is from RefSeq and is a predicted model, not a curated record. Gene Ontology annotation, cellular component: membrane. NCBI's taxonomy places the organism in Eukaryota, Metazoa, Chordata, Cladistia, Polypteriformes, Polypteridae. The coding region runs from base 118 to 2484 and encodes 788 amino acids.
UGUAAGCUAUGGCGAACAAAAGACUCCCCUCUGUUUUACAAAGAUGGGGAUAUUGUAAUUGGAGGAAUCUUCAGUUUUCAUAGAAAUUUUCAAGUGAAGAUACCAAGAUUCACAGCUAUGCCAGAAGCUUUAAAAUGUGAAAAUGUUAAUUUUAGAGAAUUUCAGCUUGCACAGACUAUGAUCUUUGCCAUAGAAGAAAUCAAUCGAAAUCCUGAAAUGUUCAAUGGUAUUACAAUGGGGUACAGAAUUUAUGAUUGCUGUGGUUCCAUAACACAGUCUAUAAAAUCAGCAAUGCUUUUAAUGAAUUUACAGGAUGAAAGUGUUACUGAGCAAAAUUGUGUAAAGCCCUCAUCUGUGAUAGCAAUUAUUGGACAUUCAGAAUCAUCAUUAACAAUUGGAAUUGCUACAACUAUUGGACAAUUUCACAUACCUCUGAUUAGCCAUUCUGCUAGCUGUGCUUGUCUCAGUAAUAAGAAAGAGUUCCCAACAUUUUUCAGAACAAUUCCCAGUAAUUAUUAUCAAAGUACGGCACUAGCAGAGCUUCUGAAAUACUUUGGAUGGACCUGGGUUGGAACAAUACGAAGUGACAAUGAUUAUGGAAAUUAUGGAAUGGCGACCUUUAUAGAAGCUGCACAAAAAGAUGGUGUGUGUAUUGAGUAUUCCGAAGCAAUUUACAGAACGUAUCCAAGAGAGAAAUUUUUGGAAACAGUGAAAGUUAUCAAAGCAUCAUCUUCAAAGGUUAUUGUGGUAUUUGCAUCUUUUGUAGAUUUUGAAUUUCUGGUCAAAGAAUUACUGCUUCAGAAUGUGACUGGCAUCCAGUGGCUGGGCAGUGAAUCUUGGAUCACUGCUAAGAAUUUUGCUGGGGAUCAAGGAAAUGAGAUGUUAAAAGGUGCAAUUGGAUUAGCCACAAGUAAUUCUUUAAUAGUAGGACUGGAAGAUUUCUUAUUGAAUCUCCGGCCAUCUGAUAAUCCAGAAAAUUCCUUUUUAAAAGCUUUCUGGGAAGAUGUGUUUAACUGCACUUUAACAAAUGAAACUGGGAAAAUAAGUAAACCUUUUUGUACAGGUUCAGAAAAUCUGAGAGAAGUAAAUAAUCAGUUCACUGAUGUAACUGAAAUGAGGAUACCAAAUAAUGUGUACAAAGCUGUUUAUGCAAUUGCAUAUGCCGUACAAAAUCUUGUCGUGUGCAAAAACAUGGAGGACCAGUUAUUAAACAAAACAUGUCAAAAAAGCAAAACAAUACAGCCUUGGCAGCUUCUUCCAUACCUGACAAUGGUGAACAUUACAUUAAAAAAUAAAGAAAAUGUUCAUCUUACAGAGGAUAGCAAUGUACGAUAUGAAGUAAUAAACUGGCAACUUACUACUGAAGGCAAAGCAGAAUUCAUUACAGUUGGCUAUUAUGACACCUCUCUCCCAGUGAAUCAGAGGUUCACAAUGAACAACAAUCGUAUCAUUUAUACUGGCCAUCAAAUUCAGAUCCCCACAUCUACCUGCAGCGAGGACUGUCCUCCUGGCACACGCAAGGCGGUUCAGAGAGGAAAACCAAUUUGCUGCUUUGAUUGCAUAAAAUGUGCUGAAGGGGAAAUCAGUAAAGAGAUCAAUUGUUUAAAAUGUCCGUCAGAAUUCUGGUCUAAUGAAGAAAGGAACCACUGUCUUGAAAAGGAGAUUGAGUUUUUAUCAUUUGCAGAAAUUAUGGGGACACUGUUAAUGACAAUUUCAUUGGCUGGGGCAACUCUGAGCAUGACGAUUGCUUUAAUUUUCUUGUAUUAUAAAGACACACCUAUUGUCAAAGCUAACAAUUCUGAGCUAAGCUUCCUUCUCUUGAUUUCAUUAACGUUGUGCUUUCUUUGUUCUCUUACCUUUAUUGGCCAACCCUCAAACUGGUCAUGUAUGCUGAGACACACAACCUUUGGAAUCACAUUUGUCUUAUGUAUUUCUUGUGUUCUCGGCAAAACAAUAGUGGUACUAAUGGCUUUUCGAGCUACACUACCUGGUAAUAAUAUCAUGAAAUGGUUUGGGCCAACCCAUCAGAGGAUAAGUGUUUGUAGCCUAACUCUUAUACAGAUCCUUAUAUGUAUUAUGUGGCUGAUACUGUCACCUCCUUUUCCUAACAAAAACAUGAAACCCUACAAAGAAAAAAUCAUCUUGGAAUGCAAUAUGGGAUCAGCUAUUGCAUUUUAUGCUGUUAUUGGGUAUAUCGGAAUUCUUUCUCUGUUGUGUUUUGUACUUGCCUUCCUGGCACGCAAACUUCCAGACAACUUUAAUGAGGCAAAAUUUAUCACUUUUAGCAUGUUAAUAUUCUGUGCUGUCUGGAUCACAUUUAUUCCUGCUUAUAUUAGCUCACUUGGCAAGUACACAGUAGCAGUUGAAAUAUUUGCCAUCUUAGCUUCAAGUUUUGGUUUACUAUUUUGCAUUUUUGCACCAAAAUGUUAUAUUAUAUUGUUAAAACCAGAUAAGAAUACCAGAAAACAUGUAAUGGGAAAAUAA